Exaiptasia diaphana is the source of this 2704-nucleotide messenger RNA. Its product is annotated as tyrosine-protein kinase CSK-like. NCBI's taxonomy places the organism in Eukaryota, Metazoa, Cnidaria, Anthozoa, Actiniaria, Aiptasiidae. Gene Ontology annotation, biological process: protein phosphorylation. The record is from RefSeq and is a predicted model, not a curated record. The transcript has 15 exons. Gene Ontology annotation, molecular function: ATP binding; protein binding; protein tyrosine kinase activity.
UGUACCGAAUGUGAUCAGCAGAUUCAUGAACUACACUCACUAGAUUUCGUGUAUGUUAAAUGUUAUUUACCCCGAGAUGGCUUCACUUUAGCAUUAUAAUAUCUCAAUAUUCGAAACAAAAAACUACUCGUUUUCUUGUAACUUAAUCUCGGACUCUUAUAUUGGUGGUUGUGGAAGUAAAUACUUCAUCUGAGGUCGAGUUCAUCAAAUUUCCUUGAAGGAAAAUACAGCCAUGACAGACAAAAAGUCAARAUGGCAAGCAGGAACAGAAAUUGUGGGAAAGUAUGAUUUUAGGGGGACAACAAGAGAUGAUCUUCCAUUCAAGAGAGGAGAACUCCUGACUAUUGUUAGAGAAACUAGGGAUUGUAAUUGGUACAGAGCUAAAAACAGUAGUGGUCAUGUGGGUCUGAUUCCUGUAAACUAUGUUCAAGUCGCAGAGAAAGGAGCUGUCAAAUUACAGAGUAUGCCAUGGUUUCAUGGGAGAAUUGAUAGAGAAAAGGCAGAGGAAYUGUUACAUCCUAGGAAAGAUGGAUUAUUUCUUGUCAGGGAAAGUCGUAACUUCCAGGGUGACUACACAUUAUCUGUAUGCUUUGAAGGUAGAGUCGACCAUUAUAGAGUUCUAUUCUCUAAUAAUAAAUUAACUGUAGAUGAAGAAGAGUACUUUGAAAAUUUAACCAAGCUAGUCGAGCAUUACCAGAAUGAUGCUGAUGGUUUAUGUACAAUGCUGAGAGAACCACUAGAAAAGAAGGGAAGUUUUGACUACUCCGUAGAUCCAGAGAUGUUUCAUAAAGAGGGAUGGGCCAUCCCAAGAAAUCAACUUAAGUUACUGGAACCUAUUGGAAAGGGUGAAUUUGGAGAUGUUCUUUUAGGUGAAUAUAAGGGUCAAAAAGUUGCUGUAAAAAGUUUAAAAGACGACAGUCGUGCUGCACAGCAGUUUUUGGCAGAAGCUUCAGUMAUGACGUAAUGUGUGAUUGUUUUGAUAACAGGGAUGUUGCUGCGGUUGCAAAACGCUUUACAGUAUAUGACAUUGUGUGUUUGUUUUGAUAUCAGGGAUGUUGCUGCGGGUCUCGAGUAUUUAGAAGCUAAAAACCUUGUUCACAGAGAUGUAGCAGCAAGGAAUGUCUUAAUAGAUGAUAAUGCAUCAGCCAAGUUGUCAGAUUUCGGAUUAGCUAGAGAGGCUAAUUUUAACCUCGAAGGAGGCAAGUUUCCGAUCAAGUGGACAGCACCAGAAGCGUUAAAAGAGCAGAAAUUUUCUACCAAGUCAGACGUCUGGAGUUAUGGAAUAUUUCUAUGGGAAUUAUUUUCAUUUGGUCGAGUACCCUACCCUAGAGUGCCCUUGUCAGAUGUAAUGGCUAAAGUGGAGAAGGGAUAUCGAAUGGAAAUCCCAGAAGGAUGCCCUCCUGAUGUAUAUAAUGUAAUGCGAGAAUGCUGGCACAUAAAUCCUUCCAAUCGACCGUCGUUUGGAGAAAUUCGCCGAAAACAAGAGAAUAUUUACACGGGAUUCCUGUAACGGGCACUGUUGGCACUUAUUAAUUGAUACAGAUAAUCAUCGUCACACAUUAACUUGUAAAAAAGUCAAAACUGAGGUAAAUGAUAUUUAUUGAAGUGACAAUAUUUGACAAGUAACGAGAAUGUGAUUAUAACAGUAGAUAUAGUCCUAACUCUGAAUCACGUUUUGAAAGUCGAAGUCACUUAUUUUCUACAAAGGUGAUGYUUYCACGUGAAUUAUCCCCGUUAACUCUGUUACUUGRACMGAUAUUGAYACKCGAUAAAUACACAAAGACUGAUCUCCAUGACAACGCAUAUGAGUUGUUCAKUUAGGUUCGUGAGUAGGUAAAUUUCGAGUAUCUGCUCCAGUUGUAACCUAUAAGGCCGUUUGUUUGUGAUUCUAUCGUGUUAAAAUACUGACCAGGAGAAGUGUUGUGCUUCUUUAACUGCAAUAUUCUUUGUCAUUCGGGUUCUUAUGAAAAACAACUAUUAAAUAUACGCCAUUAAGGUGUAUYGUUUUUCACUACACUUUUCAUAUUCAUUUAACUGAUUUAUAACCUUACUUGAUUUUGGAGUUAUAGAGAAAGGAUAGCCUUACCAUGGCAACGACUAAAGGUUUUGAUUUGUUAACCGAAUAUUCUUUGAUAUCAUGGAACCUAAACAAGCUGUAAAUGAAAUCAUUAAUUCCAGAGUACUAUAAAACGACAACAACUASUUUUAAKGAAAAUCAAUCUGUUUGAUUUCAAAUGUUGUUCCCAAGUUGCGAUUUUUGCAAAUUACUCAAAUCCAUAAAUUCAGUAAAUUUUUGAAAUCGUGUUUUUUUCUUUUAAUUCCUUUGAAUUGAUGAUUUCAUUUGUCGCUAUUUUGAUGCCAUGAUUUUUUUAAAUAAUAUUCAAAACAAAAUAUUUCCAACUAAAAUAUUUGUCAUUGCUAUGAUCAUUGCAUUGUUUUUUGUCUAUAACUGAUUGAAUAAUCAWGUACGUAGAUAUAAUAGGUUAUGGCUAUAAAUAUAAGUCAAAUGAAACUGGGACCCACCCCUUCAAUACAUUACAGACGUUUCAGAUGUUUGCCCUCACAACGUGAACAGUAAAACUUCUAUUAAGCAGUUACUUCAGGGAAACACCAUGUAGAUGACCGCUUAAUAGAGGCUGUCCGCUCAAUAGAGGUUGAAGGUUUUAUAGAGGUUACGUUUAUAGUAAAUAAAUAUGAGAAGUAA